Molecule: messenger RNA, 776 nt
Organism: Pteropus alecto (black flying fox)
Lineage: Eukaryota; Metazoa; Chordata; Mammalia; Chiroptera; Pteropodidae
Gene: CIDEC
Product: cell death inducing DFFA like effector c
Exons: 5
Coding region: 19-735 (238 amino acids)
Biological process (GO): apoptotic process; regulation of apoptotic process
Source: RefSeq, a predicted model, not a curated record
ACAGUUCAGCUGACGAGGAUGGAAUAUGCCAUGAAGUCUCUCAGCCUUCUCUCUCCCAAGUACCUCUCCAGGUAUGUGGCAGUGAGCACCUCAGUGGUGACACAGCAGCUGCUGUCGGAACCCAGCCCUGAGACCCUCCGGGCCCGGCCCUACAGAGUGAGCACUGCUGACCGGAGUGUGCGGAAGGGCGUCAUGGCGUACAGCCUUGAGGACCUCCUCUACAAGGUCCGGGACAUCCUGAUGCUGGCAGACAAGCCUUUCUUCCUGGUGCUGGAGGAAGAUGGCACAACUGUAGAGACAGAAGAGUAUUUCCAAACCCUGGCAGAUGACACAGUGUUCAUGGUCCUCCAGAAGGGGCAGAAAUGGCAGUCUCCAUCAGAACAGGGCACUAGGUACCAACUCUCCCUCUCCCGUAAGCCUGCCAAGAAGAUUGAUGUGGCCCGUGUAACCUUUGACCUGUAUAAGGUGAACCCACAGGACUUCAUUGGCUGCCUGAAUGUAAAGGCAACUCUCUAUGGCACAUAUUCCCUUUCCUACAAUCUGCACUGCUAUGGGGCCAAGCGUAUCAUGAAGGAAGCUAUUCGCUGGGCCCUCUUCAGCAUGCAGGCCACAGGGCACGUUCUGCUUGGCACCUCCUGUUACAUGCAGCAGCUUCUGGAUGCCACAGAGGGAGGGCAGCCCCCCAAGGGCAAGGCUCCAUCCCUCAUCACAACCUGUCUGAAGAUGCUGCAAUGAAGGCCCAAGUCCUCAGAGGCCUUCCCCAGCCAAGGACUACA